AUGAACUUCAAUCAACAGUUUAUCCAAAAAUUAAUCAAACCAAAACCUUUUGAACGAAACCAUUCAUCAAUCUCAACUCCAAACCAAAACCCAACCAAGCUCUCACCAAUCUUCAAAUCAACAUCAACAUCAAAACCAAAGAAACCGUUUCCGAUUUAUGUGAAAUAUGCUAAUAAUCCAUCAGAAUUGAAUAUAAGAAUUCAACAACUUUGUAAAAGAGAAGAUGGAGGAUUAGAUAAAGCUAUUGAAUUAGUUAAAUCUUCUUCCAUUCAAGUGGCUACUGUUUCUGUUUGGACUCAAUUAUUUCAACAUCUUAUUCAUGCUCAAAGGUUUUCAUUUGUUUAUAAAUUGUUUCUUGAAAUGAAACGAAGAGCUAUUGAACCAGAUACGAAAUAUUUUAUUACUUUCUUUUCAGCUUUAGCUAAAUGUCCUCCUUCAAAAACUAUCACACUAGAAAGACUUCAAUCGAUUUGGUCACAAGCUCAAUCAACAUCAAGAUCAACUUUAAAUAAUGCACUUACAAAUGCUUAUUUACAUUGUUUAAUUAAUCAUGGUCAUACUGAAAUCGCAUUUGAAUUAUUUGAUAAAUUACCUCCUAAAACUAUCGAUAGUAUUACUAUUACUGAAAUCCUUAAACCAUUAAUCUCAUCCAACAAUCAUGAAAAAGCAAAACAGAUUUGGAAAAGGGUAGAAAAUACUUUAGAAUUAGAUUUAAAAGCGACGAUUUCAUUCGUUACACUUUUUCAUGAACAUGAUCAAGAGUUUGCAAUCAAGAUAUUAGAAUCUAAAUUAAACAUAAACCUUUCGACUCAAAAGUAUAAACCUUGGCAAUCAGCUUUAAAAAAGUCAAAUGAUCAAUUAAGCUUUGAUUCAGGUUCGUUUUGUUCUUUGUUAAGGAUUUUACUUAAGAUGAGAAAGUUUUCAAUGGUUUGUGAGGUUUGGAAACAAGUUAGAUCAGAUCGAGAUUUAUUCUUGAAACGUGAUUCACUUGAUUUUGUUCAUUGUGAAUUAUUGAUUUGGAUGAUCGAAUCGAAUAAUCAAAAGUUACAACCUACUAGUGAUACAUUAGAUAAAGCUAUCCAAGCAGCUUGGGAAACUAAUCAACUUUCAUCUGCAUUGAGAUUCAUCAUCACUUUUAAUCAAAUCUCAUCUGAUCAAAUCUUAGAAACUCAACCUACACUCGAACUCAAGACUAAAGCUCCUACCAUUAAACCUUCGAUUCGUUCAUUCACAACUCUUUUACAAACUGCUAAAAACUCUAGAACCAAAACGGGGAUUCAUCAAAGUUUAAUCUUGAUUGAUAGAAUUGGAUGUCCGAUUUUAAAAAGAAAUGAAGAAGGUUUAAGCAAAUUAUCAAAACUUAUGAAUGGAUUCGAUGCCAAAUUUCAAACGUAUUGGAAACAACAAUAUCUUUGGGUUUUAAGUAAUCUUUUGGACAAACAAAAGUCGGAGAAAUGGAUCGGUUGGAGACAAAGGAUUGAUGAUUAUUUAAUUGAAUCUGGAGAUUUUGAAUUAAGGACUAAGAUUGAAACUAGGUAUAUGACAUCUACCAAGAAGAAAUCGAUUCGUUGA
This is a messenger RNA of Melampsora larici-populina 98AG31, 1572 nucleotides long. RefSeq lists its product as uncharacterized. The record is from RefSeq and is a predicted model, not a curated record. Lineage: Eukaryota; Fungi; Basidiomycota; Pucciniomycetes; Pucciniales; Melampsoraceae. The coding region runs from base 1 to 1572 and encodes 523 amino acids. Gene Ontology annotation, molecular function: protein binding. The transcript is spliced from 3 exons.